UUCAUUUCCCCCAAAUUGUGAGUCGAGAUUACUACCUCUACGGCAGUACCUCCGCCACCGUCGCCACCAUCAAAUUCUCCGCCUCAAUCAAACGAGAUCCGCCCCUGAUCAUCCAUGUUUCUGCUGGACUGGUUUUACGGCGUUUUGGCUUCGCUCGGUUUAUGGCAGAAGGAAGCUAAGAUCUUGUUCCUCGGCCUCGAUAAUGCCGGCAAAACCACGCUCCUUCACAUGCUCAAGGAUGAGAGAUUAGUGCAACAUCAGCCGACGCAAUAUCCGACCUCGGAGGAGCUCAGUAUUGGCAAAAUUAAGUUCAAAGCUUUCGAUUUAGGAGGUCAUCAGAUCGCUCGUAGAGUGUGGAAGGACUAUUAUGCUAAGGUUGAUGCAGUAGUUUACUUAGUGGAUUCCUAUGACAAGGAGCGUUUUGCCGAAUCUAAGAAAGAACUAGAUGCACUACUUUCUGAUGAGGCCCUUGUCACUGUCCCAUUUCUCAUUUUAGGAAACAAGAUCGACAUACCGUAUGCUGCGUCUGAAGAUGAGUUGCGUUAUCACCUUGGCUUGACUGGUGUAACAACUGGUAAGGGGAAGGUUAAUCUUGCAGAUUCUAAUGUGCGCCCUCUGGAGGUAUUCAUGUGCAGCAUUGUGCGCAAAAUGGGUUAUGGUGAUGGUUUCAAAUGGGUUUCUCAAUAUAUUAAUUAAGUUUGCCGCCAUAAACUCUUCUUUCUUGAAGAAGAUGGGAAGAAUUGCUCCUCUCCAAAAGGAUCGAAUAUGAAAUGGAUAGAAGAUUUAUUUCUUUCUGGUUGGUUUGAUUUGAUAGUUGUUAAAACUUAUACACUGUCCUUCAAAUUUGUAAGGUGAAAUUCCUCUGCA
Salvia hispanica is the source of this 867-nucleotide messenger RNA. Its product is annotated as small COPII coat GTPase SAR1A-like. Gene Ontology annotation, biological process: intracellular protein transport. The record is from RefSeq and is a predicted model, not a curated record. Gene Ontology annotation, molecular function: GTP binding; GTPase activity. Lineage: Eukaryota; Viridiplantae; Streptophyta; Magnoliopsida; Lamiales; Lamiaceae.